Bactrocera neohumeralis is the source of this 2080-nucleotide messenger RNA. Its product is annotated as protein FAM107B. NCBI's taxonomy places the organism in Eukaryota, Metazoa, Arthropoda, Insecta, Diptera, Tephritidae. The record is from RefSeq and is a predicted model, not a curated record. The transcript is spliced from 3 exons. The coding region runs from base 133 to 795 and encodes 220 amino acids.
AGUGUGACUUUGGCGUGCUCGGUGUCAGACGGACAGCUGCCAGCGGACGGACACAGCAGCGUGUGGAAAGUGAAAACAACGGAAAGCCCGUGCAACACAAAGCAGCAAACGAAUGCGGGCAAAUAGAGGCGCAUGUGCACAGAUUCUUCAGCUUCCAUUACCGACAGUCCGAAGAAACGCUCAACAACAGCAACAUCUGCGGCAACAUCUUCACAAGAUUCACCAAUAAUAUUGACAACAGCAUCGUCAUCGUUAACUUCGUCGACUUCGGAGAAGAUCGAGCUACGGGAACCUGAAUCCAUACCGACCGCUGGGCCAGAGUGGUUUGAGAAUAAACGACAGGCGAUUAGCAGCGCACUCGCAGCGAACGAACGCACCACAACAACAAUAACAAUGAUGAUGUCGUCGCCACCGCCGGGAGUACAAAAAGAUGCGGACGGACUCAUACUGCCCAGAAAACUGAUAAAUCCCUGUUUGGAAUCGAAUGAACGGCAGCAGCUGCAUCGAGAGCUGAAAUUCAACACUAAAAUGGGCAAAAGUGUACUAAAUCAGAAAUCCGAACUGCAGCGCGCCUACGAGAAGCAACGCGAACGGCAACAACGCCAACAGCAACAGGAGGAUCUCUCACCCACCGCCGGCCUUAAAGCUGAACUGAAUCGUGUGAUAAUGGAGCGUGCGCAAAAGCACGAACGCCAGGAGGGCGACGAAGACGAGGAGGACAAGCAAUAUGUGAAUCCGGAAUACUUGAAUGCGCGAGCGAAACUGCGCCAGCAACGGGCGAGCGAGCUAAAAUAGAUGGGGGCGAUGGGAGGGAGGGAGUGAAAACCAAAAACAAAAAAAAAACAUACAAACAACAAUACAGCACCCGCGCAUUCAACAACAACAACCACAAAAUAAGAACUUCAACGCCCCCUUCUAUGCUUAACCUAAUAAGUUUGAUUGCAUUACAAAUAAGUUUUCCCAUUUUAUGUUUAUGGAAGUCUACUUUUUGGCGUGCAAAAUUGCAGUGUAGUAUUUGUGUCGAAGUUUGACUUUAGUCGAAAUGUUGUGGGCAACUUUUGUUAUUUUGCGUACAUUUUGAGUUAUCGCACAUCACUUUUUGAAACAACAACACUUUUUAGCUAAAAAUAUUCGUUAAUUCGCUUUAAUAGAAUCUUUAGUGGUAUUUGUUCGAUAUGACCGACCUGCAUACACAGACAUGUUUAUGUUUGAUUGUAUGUGUGUGUCACAUAUCAAUAUUUGUAAAUUAGCUUAAUUUUGUUUUUAUUCUUGUCGCGCUUAAAUGUAACAUUUCUAAUCCAUAAAUUUUAAUUGUUAAAGUGAUGGGGCAGCGGACCCUCAAGAAACAUUUUUAGAACUAAAACACUUUUCUUUUCAAAUUAGAGACAAAUUUCGGGCUUUUAGGCACACAUAAACCGUUAAUCACUUAUAGUGACGGUUUCACUUUUUUUUGUUUUAGUUGUUUUUUUUCAGUAAUUGACGCUAAAUUACAGCUUCUUUGCCUGUGUAUGUGCAUGCUUCUUUGAAUCUCUUCUCCAGCUCUUACGUUGCCACUUCACAGACCCUCAAAAUGUGCUAUCAAUCAUCAGUGUAUCUAAUUAUAUGACGUAUGGUGAAAUUCAAAUGAAGAAAUGAUAUUAUUUUUAUACAUGAAAACCCAUUUAACAUAACUGUAUUUGUAAUAUUAAUUAAUAGCAUAUAAUUGUACUGUAUUAUAUUGUAUUUGUAGUGGAACUCUAACGUAUGAACCCUUUAACAAAACGCCACUCUGUAAGAAACAACAAAACUCAUGACCCUGUGUUAAACCUUUAACUAAAUAUAAAAAACAAAAACAAAAACAUAAACAUAAAAAUAAAAGAAAAAUUAAAUAAGUUAAAUAACGAGAAACUGUUAAAAGAGACUACCUUAACGAUUGUAAUAAUUACUCAUAUUGACUUAACUUACGAGUGUAUAAAGCAAAAAGUGAAAUUAUAACGGUGUAAAACGAUAAAAAAUAACUGUAAAUGUUAAAUGCAAUGGAAAGGUCUGACAAGCGAAACAGGGAGGUAAAAUAUACUAAAUAAAUACAUUAAAACAAAAA